Molecule: messenger RNA, 4239 nt
Organism: Sinocyclocheilus grahami
Lineage: Eukaryota; Metazoa; Chordata; Actinopteri; Cypriniformes; Cyprinidae
Gene: neff1
Product: neuronal intermediate filament family member 1
Exons: 5
Coding region: 595-2403 (602 amino acids)
Biological process (GO): intermediate filament organization
Cellular component (GO): intermediate filament; cytoplasm
Molecular function (GO): structural constituent of cytoskeleton
Source: RefSeq, a predicted model, not a curated record
UGUUGGGCUGAUUUCACCGCAGUGGUCUAAAGAGCCUGUCAACCUCAAAUUGAGAAAAUGCUUGUUCUCAGGUCUUUGCCAUGUCUCUUUCUUUCUCUCUCUACUAGAGUGAAACAUCGGCCUGCAGCACAUCUCCAGAGGUUGCUGUGGGAUAAUGCUAAAGCCCGUCCUGAGGUGUGGCUCCUGCCCUUGGCCUCAUCCCAAGUCUGUGUGGUGCGACAGUCCUGCACUCAGAACACCCCCCACGCCGCUCCCCGACAGCCAAUACUGAUGACUCAUCAGGAAAAAGUGCGAUGUGAUGCAGCUUCAUGAAGAACACCGACUUUUACAGCGCUCAUAUGCAUUUUGUGGCAUGCACCAUAACAUGUCUUCGGUAACCUUUUUUUCUUUCUUUUUUUUUAGAUGCACUGUAUGUUUGAGAAGAAUGCAGAAUGUCAGCUGAUUUUGAGUCUGCAAAGGAUUCUGCAUCAAGGAGGGUCAUCAGGGAUGAGUGGCCACGAAAGCAAAGACAGUGAAUGACUGAGCUCUCUCCUGGGACUCUGUCUUUUUGCUCGGGGUUGCAGGUUUCCCCCUCUACCACCGCCCCUGCGUCAGAUGAUGCUCGCGGUCUCAGCCUAUAAAAGAUGCCGGUGUGCCAUCCCGACUGGAACUCUCUCUCUCUUUCUCUGUCUUCCCACAUCCACACACUUCACUCACUCGGUCUGUGAUCUCGACCAUUUCAGCAUGAGUUAUUCCGGCGACAUGUACACGAGCAGCUCAUACAGGAAGAUUUUUGGAGAUGCGCCACGGCGCGUCCCCGUGGGCAGCAGCCCGUCCCGGGUGACGGUGAGUUACCGCUCCGGACCCCAGCAGCAGCACCGCACCUACGGCUCCCCAUCCCCCAUGAUUACCUCCUCAAGUUACCGGACCAAACUCGCAUCCGGCCGCGGCGGCGGCUUCCAGCCCAUGCCGGACACCGUGGACCUGACGCAGACCACCGCCAUCACCAAUGAGCUGAAGAUCAUCCGCACCAACGAGAAGGAGCAGCUGCAGGGCCUGAACGACCGGUUCGUGACGUUCAUCGAGAAGGUGCACAACCUCGAGCAGCACAACAAAGUUCUGGAGGCGGAGGUCGCGCUGCUGCGCCAGCGCCACAACGAGCCGUCGCGCCUGCACGACCUCUACGAGCAGGAGAUCCGCGAGAUGCGCGCACGAGUCGAGGAGCUGACGCACGAGAAGAGCCAGAUGCACCUGGACUGCAUGCAGAUGAACGAAGCUUUGGAGCGCGUCAAGGAGAAGCUGGACGAGGAGACCCGACUGCGGGAGGAGGCCGAGAACAGCCUGAAGGGAUACCGCAAGGACGUGGACGACGCUACCCUGUCCCGCCUGGAGCUCGAGAAGAAAGUUGAGUCCCUGCUGGAUGAGAUCGCGUUCCUCAGGAAAGUGCACGAGGAGGAGCUGCAGGAGUUACAGGCGUCGCUUCAGGCCACCCAGGUGUCUGUUGAGAUGGACGUCAGUAAGCCUGACCUUGCUGUGGCCCUGAAGGACAUUCGUGCUCAGUACGAGUCUCUCUCUGCCCGGAACCAGCAGCAGUCAGAGGAUUGGUACCACUCCAAGUUCACCACUGUGACGGAGGCAGCGGCGCGCAACAACGACGCUCUGAAGCAGACCAAGGAUGAGCUGUUUGAGUACCGCCGACAGCUGCAGGGCCGCACGCUGGAGAUCGAGGCCUUGAGAGCCCAUAACGAGGCCUUAGAGAGACAGCUAGCGGAGAUGGAGGACCGCCACAACAACGAGAUCGGCGAGCUACAGGACACUAUUCAGCAGCUGGAAUCUGCUCUGAGGAGCACAAAAGGUGAGAUGUCCCGCCACCUGCGUGAAUACCAGGACCUGCUGAAUGUCAAGAUGGCACUGGACAUUGAGAUCGCAGCCUACCGGAAGUUGCUGGAAGGUGAGGAAUGCCGUCUGAGCUCUGUGGGCGGAGCCAUGCUGCAGUCUGCCUACUCUUAUCCAUCGAGCCGCACUUAUGCCCUAAGCGCUUACAGAAAGGUUGAAGCCAAACCUGAGACAGAGGAAGAGGAAGAGCAAGAAGAGGAGGAGGAGAAGGAAGAAGAAGAAGAAGGAGAGGAGGAGGAGGGAGGAGAGGAAGGAGAGGAGGCAGAGGAAGGAGAAGAACAGGAAGAAGGAGGUGAGGAGGAAGAGGAGGAGGAAGAACAGGAGGAUGAGAAGGAAAAGGAAAAAGUAGAUGAGAAGAAGGAAAAGGAAGAAAAGAAGAGCCCAAAGGAACAGAAAGAGAAUGAGAAGGAGAAAGAGAAAGAAAAAGAAAAGGAGAAAGAGAAGGAAAAGGAGAAGAAGAGCGAUAGCAAGAGUGAAAAGGGGGACAAUAACAAGGGCGAAAAGGCCGCUGCGGUCAAGAGCAAGUAAAGCUGCGUACCAUCACCGAUCCUGCCACUGCUGUACUUCACUCACUCACACAUCCGUCUGGACCCCUCCGUGUCCUCCUUACCUCUCUGUCCCUCUGCCAAAUUCACCACCACCAAACAAACAUCAUCCACUCAUCUUCACUUUCAUUUCACUAGGUAUGGCUGAUUUCAUCUACUGAUGUAUCAGGAUCUCUGCGGGAAAGCAACAAGUCGGUAAUGAAGGUACUAAAAUGGAAGGCUGGCUAGUUUUCUGUAUAGCACUCAAGAGAUUAAACAGCGUCUAUGCAGAGAGUAUUUGAAGUAGUUCAGCCAAAAAUGGCAAUUUUGUCAUAAUUUACUUUCUUUCAAAAGGAGAUAUUAGGCAGAAUGUUGGAGUUUGUGUUUUUUAAUACAACAGAAGUGGAUGCUGAGUAAACUUCCAAGCUCCAUAAAGACAAAUAAGCAGCAUCUACGGAUCAUAAUUAUUGUUCAUGCAAUUUGUGCAAGUCUUCUGAAGUUGUAUGAUUUGUGUGACAGAACGUCUGAAAUAUAAAUCAUUUUUCACUUAUAAUCUUCAUAUCUCCCUUGCGCUCAAAACGUAAAGUGAUUGUUCACCCAGAAAUUAAAAUAUUGUCAUCAUUUAGUCUCAUUUACUCAUGUCAUUCUAAAACCAUUAGACUUUGGUCAAUCCAGGUAACUAAAACUUAAAAGAUCCAGAAAAGCUUAUAACGGUUUUUUGUUUUGGGUGGGGGUUGGCAGUAAAAACCACUUCAUGCACUUCUAUUGUAUGGAAAAUAAGAACUUUACGUUUAAGCCAGUCUUUGUGUUUCACUAAAGAGAAGACAAUAAUAUGGGAUCAGAAUGACAUUAGGGAGUGUAAAUGAUGGCAAAAUGUUACUUUUUCACAUCAAGACAGCAAAGACCCCAGUCCCACCUGGUGUUCACGUGCCAUUAUUGCCAGUAGUGCAAAUGACAGCACAAGGGAAGGUGAUGCCAUGCAAUCCAAAUGCACAGGCAAUCGGUGCAAAACAGACCAAGUGUGCAGGUUCCAACCUCUCGGUGCUAUUUGAUUUUAAAAAUAAAUGAGUUUGGACUUGGAAGAGGUAAUUACUCAUAGAGCAAAAGCAUAUCCAUUAUAUAGAGCUUCACUUGAGUCCUGAAUGUAUGUCACGAGCCAAGCACAGGGACAUGCACCUCUCCUAAUUUUCCAGCAAUUUAAGGGCAUCUAUACCCACAUGAAUGAAAGUGUCCAAGUUCAUUUAAUUAAGUUCACUCAUAGGUUAAAGAAUGUUUCAUUUACAUUGUCAUGCAAAGCAUCCAUCAUUUUUGAACAUUAAUGUAUGCAUCCGUCCAUCCAUUUAUGGUUUCCUUAAUUGCACUGGUCACAGCACGGCAAACGUGGCGGCAUGGAGUUCAACGAGGUUGAUGAGAUAAAAGAUUAAAUAUUUAUGGAUUUCUUGGGGAGGGUUUCAGCAUUUAGAUUUGGGAGAGAAGAGUGCAUUGUGCAUCUGUAGUGUGGGAAAAUCCUUCUGCAAUUUAGAUUCUGACGCUUUAGAGACGAUUGCUGCUAAAUAUCCCUCUUUUCCUUCCUGUGUUCAAAAAUGACCUCCUCUUGAUUGAUUCAUUCUUGCUGGAGCAGAUCUCUAUAUUUCUGAAGUAAAUCUUCCUCUCCAUCCUCUUUAUGUAUUUCCCUUAUUCUCUCUUUCUCAGUGUCUUUUUCCAGCUUUCUCUUUCUAAUCCGUGGCAUGACUUCCUUCUGAAAGAUGGAUAAGUUUCCUGUGUUUAGCCCUUUUUUGUGUGUUUCUGCUCACAAAAGGGUGAAUUUUGUUAUAUGCCCUGGCCACUAAUGAAAUCAGAA